AUGCGUGCGGACGGAAUAGAGUCAACUGGAGUGCCAGUUGACCUUGGAUCGCUUUCGGAUUCGGCCUUCUCCUCGGAAAAAAAGUUUAUAUCAACUAGUGGAUUAUCUGCGUUCGAAGCGCUGAAUAGGUACCGGAAUACCUUAUCAAACUAUGAGCGGAAAGAAAUACUUCGCUACGAAAAGGUUUACUUUGUGGGUCGCACGACACAGAAACACAAGACGUCCAGUCCAUCCGAUCAGAACGGCCCAAAGCGAACUUUGCCUCAAUUUCCAAAUGAAAAGAAGACCAGCACCGGUGAGGCUCUUCCUGUGUUUGAUGACCAUGAGAAUUUCUACAAUGUGAUCAAACAUGACCACAUUGCUUAUCGGUUUGAAGUGAUCUCACUGCUCGGAAAAGGCAGCUUUGGACAAGUCGUCCUCGCACUCGACCAUAUGAAGGGUAAACAAGUUGCGCUCAAAAUUAUCCGGACGGAAUCACGGUUUGCGAAACAGGCGAAAGAGGAGAUUCGGAUACUAGAGACCUUGCGGCAAAUGCGUGAGACCAAUAAGGCUGAUACGGACGGCAGAGACUUUCCCAUUGUCCAGCUGUUCGAACACUUCACUUUUCGCAAACACAUCUGUAUGACAUUUGAGCUACUUAGUAUCAACUUGUACGAUCUACUCAAGCUGAACAAAUUCACAGGCCUACCUCGUGAUCGUGUGCGGCGGAUUAGUUUUCAGUUGCUUAAAGCUUUGUACUAUGUGGAGAAGGCCGGGAUAAUUCAUUGUGAUUUGAAACCGGAAAACGUGCUUCUUGUAUGGAGCCCCGAGAAGGACGCGACCUACCGUAGUACCAAUGGUCAUCCAUCGAACUUCACGGUACCACACGAAGGUCUACACCCCGAAGACAGAGACUGCAUCAAACUGAUUGACUUUGGCUCCAGUUGCUUCAAAAAAGGACCCACCUAUCCCUAUAUCCAGUCCCGAUUCUACCGCGCGCCAGAGGUUAUUUUGCGGUUAGGCUAUUCGCAACCAAUUGAUAUUUGGAGUUUUGGAUGCCUAGUAGCUGAACUCAUCAAUGGUUUGCCAUUAUUUCCCGGUGAAGAUGAGGCGGAUCAACUUGCAUGCAUAAUUGAGAUACUCGGAAUGCCACCGAAAGAAAUACUCAUAAAAAGUCCACAGUUGAACAAGUUUUUCAUUGAACACCGGAGCGAGAAGCGUUCAUCGUCGAACGUCAUGAAUUUUGUUGAAGAGUUUGACACGGGAACUUGUUCAGACGUGAACUACCUGCCACGCUACUGUUCGAUAGUGUAUCCCGAGGAUGGCGGUUCACCAGAACUACGUCCAGGUUUAUCAAAAAGGUCCAGCUACGUGCGUGGUACGCCAGGAAGCAUGCCACUUUUAGCAGCCAUCCUUCAGCCGAGACAUAAACGAUUCAAACGAAAGGAUUCUCGUAGUGUGGCCAACUUGACCACGAUCGUAGAUAUAGCAAAAACGGCUGAAGAAGACCCUGUUCUGUUGAAGGACAAUGAGCUCUUAUUAAGUUUGAUGCUUUCCUGUCUAACCUGGUCUCCAGCAGAACGAAUCAAACCGUAUAAAGCCAUUCAACAUAUGUGGCUGAGAAACUUUUCCAAGAAGACACAAGCGGAAGCCCAUCCACCUGGUAGAAUUCACAGCAUGGAAGUUUCUCGUAUGGCUCCUAUGAAUUUUUACAAUGGAGAUAACUUCACAUAUGAAUCAAACAGAAACGAACCAACUGUCCCUCAGAGACGAAGUAAGAUCACCAAAGCUAGUUUGGAUAACUUGUUCUGGAGAACACGGCUGAGUCAGGCCGAUAUUCUUCCAGAUAAACCCAACCCGACCUCGACACUGAAAUGCACUUACAGAAACGGAUCGCCUGCACGUAUAGCAAACGGCAGUUACUCUGUGAACACAGUAGAUAUUUCACCCACAAAACUAUCGGAUAAUCUUUCCCAUUCCAGCAAUGGUGGUUCGCGACAACCUCAAGUCCCCGUUUCAAAUCAUCCGUCUCUUAGUAAACGCGUCACGCUCAUCUAUCCUUCUCAUGGUAGCGAGAAAGAUAUUGCACCAUUCAAUCGAACGAUUGCAACUAACCGAAACCAAGAAAUACCUCUUCCUGUUGUUGAGAAAGAGAACUCAUUUACCAACCAUAUCAAGGUUGGUGCUCUAUCCUUAACUAGCACCCAUUCACGACCGGAGUUUCGGGGUAUGGGAUCCACAACAAAUAAGGAGGAAGCCACACAACAAGGGUCCAGUUCCACCAACCGUUAUUCCGGAGUCGGAAAUAGGGAUUCAAUAACCGGUCCAUUGACCGGGGACUUUUGCCCGACACACAACGAUGCCAAGCCUUCGGAAAACAAAGAUAACGAAAAGGUACAAAAUUCACCUGUUACCUCACUAUACGGUACAGGACGGAGAUCGAAUUCCUCUCCGCAAACUCAGCAUCCUUACAGGCAAACACCACCAACAUUCGGAAGCUUUUCAGCUGACAGGAACCGAACACAGCCAAGUAUGAAUCAGAACAGUCUGAAUAGCGUUACCACCAAUCAAGUGGUUAUCACAAAAACUGGUGAUCGGUCAGGUACAUCGUCACCGUCGAAGACAAUCCAGGUGAUUCGUCCGAAUUAUCCCAGUAACCUACAGAACGUUCGCUCCUUGGAGUCAAGAUUGAUACGAAUCAAUAACUCAAGGCCAUCCACCAAUGGCACCGACAAGAGUGGUGUGCUUGAUAACAAUCACUCACGUUUUUACGCACCCAACAGAUCCGAAGUUGCUUAUGAGCACAACUCAUGGCAUGCACCGGCUACCAGUGUGAAUCACAAGGCUAGUCCAAGGCUGCCAGAACAAAAGGCCCCAGAGGUUGCAGCAAAACCCAGUAAGGAUGGAUUAUUCGUGAACUCCGGACGUCACACACGUACAGACAACCACAUCAGUGGUACUAGUGUAUGGGCACCGCAACCAUACUACCAACAAUCGAAACCAUCAAACGGCGUGGUUAUUCGUCGAAUCAGUGGAUCAUCCUAUCCAAGACGGUCCACUAUUGAGUUUCAGCCCUUCACCAACUUUCAGGAAUACUGAAUAUUCACAUCCAUUGUAUCUACAGUAGGGAUUAUGAACUUCAAAACAGAAUUACCGGAUGAUACACAUUCAACAAUUUGAACAUUAGCUGCUUUUCAAACUUUUCUAAAGGACAUUGUUUGAUCGUGCGCACCGCUAGCUCGGUCUACUAGCGAAAUACACCAGGCUGGAAAAACAGUAUUCUGCUCCCUAGUCUUUCACGGUGACACGUCUUCUUUAAGUAUUUUUCUACAAUACAUGUUCAGCUCUUUUGUCUAGGUCUUUCUGUGCAUCCCCUUUCCGAGGUUCAACUAACUGGCAAUCGACAUCCUCGAAUUUCGGUUCUUCACCCUGUAUAUUUGUGUGAAAGCGAUCUGUGAUGUCCUGCUCUCUCUCUUUCUCUCCCUCUCUCUCUCGUUAAUCAAUAAUUUUCUAUGCUAAUAUUAACAGGACAA
Molecule: messenger RNA, 3512 nt
Organism: Opisthorchis viverrini
Lineage: Eukaryota; Metazoa; Platyhelminthes; Trematoda; Opisthorchiida; Opisthorchiidae
Exons: 5
Coding region: 1-3078 (1025 amino acids)
Biological process (GO): peptidyl-threonine phosphorylation; peptidyl-serine phosphorylation
Molecular function (GO): protein serine/threonine kinase activity; ATP binding; protein serine/threonine/tyrosine kinase activity
Source: RefSeq, a predicted model, not a curated record